This is a messenger RNA of Stegastes partitus (bicolor damselfish), 3684 nucleotides long. It is a transcript of the gene matr3l1.2, whose product is annotated as matrin 3-like 1.2. Gene Ontology annotation, cellular component: nucleus. The record is from RefSeq and is a predicted model, not a curated record. NCBI's taxonomy places the organism in Eukaryota, Metazoa, Chordata, Actinopteri, Pomacentridae. The transcript is spliced from 22 exons. Gene Ontology annotation, molecular function: RNA binding; zinc ion binding. Bases 283 to 3684 code for a protein of 1133 amino acids.
AUCUCCCGCGAAGUGCAGUUUUCCUUUGCGUCAGCGUCGUUGAGGGGACGCUGCUUUGCACUAGCGGCUAAUCAACGGGGCAUUAAGACAAGUUAAGCUGAGAUAAGACAUUCUCCAGAGGAGAAGAGGAGUUCACCUUCACUUUGACCAAGUUUUCACAAGACAUUAACUGAACAUUAACUUCCCUGACAUCCUUAAAAGUAGACUCUGCUUCAUUUUUUUAUCUUGACUCCUGAUCACUGAGCGUACCGACGCCAGAGAGCAGCUCCACUUCGUGACGUCAUGUCUCAGAAGUCACAGUCCGACGGCAGUCAGAAACACUUCGCUGUGGGUCGGGGGCUCCUGGCUGCUGCAGAGACCUUGAACUUCAACAUGAAUGAGCAGCGUUCCAGUCGGCAGAUGGGGGGCAUGACCUCAGGUGUGGGGAUGGGUGGUGGUGGUGGUGGGGAGGGCAAAGACGGCACCGCCCAGAUGUCCCGACAUGGCAGUGGCAGCAAUCUUGGCAGCACCAUGAAGCUUUUUGCCAGUUUAGGGCUGUCGCCCUCUGACCUGGAUGCUCUGGCUGAAAUCCCUGAAGAGGACAUCAGCGUGGAGACACUGCCACAGAUCCUCAUGCAGCUCAAGAGCCGCAAGGGGGACAAAGGAGAGCGGCGAGCAGCAUCCUCCAUGUCUUCUGAUGCUGUGUAUCGAGGAGGACGGGAAGGCUGGGAAGACGGGCAUGUAGGGAGGAUGGGUGGUCCUUCUCUGGGCCAGGGCUCAGCCCGGGCCCAGCCCUCUGCAGACUUUGGGUACAACUCCCUGCAAGACGUCUCCUCCAGCCGAGGCUACAACUUAAAUUACAGCAGCAGCAGUGGUAGUGGUGGGGGUGGGAGCAGAGAGAGGCCGUAUUCUGAGCUUUCCCACCAAGAUUCCUACAGUGGGAUUGGCAUGGGGCCGUCGCCGUCUGACUCCGUCUUUAUGCAGAGGAGGAUGGGCUCCCCGUCCAAUGGAAAAAUCCAAGACUUCUUGGGAGUCAUGCCCCCCAUGUUUCCCCAUGUGUGCUCUCUUUGUGACUUUGACGUUCAUUCCACCAUGGAGUGGAACCAACACACUAAUGGACUACGACAUGCUGAAAACAGACGGCAGCUCCUUGACAUGUAUCCGACAUGGGAUCCUGGCAUGGCCUCAGGAAGAGGCGGUGGUCUUCUGGAGACCCCCAACCUGUCUGCAGGACUGCUGGGACCGACCCCCUCUUCUUCAGGACAGGCGGGAGGAAUGUCCUCCAGCUGGGGAGGAAGCGGAGGUCCUGGACUGUUGGGGAAGAACCAGCCGGGACAGAAUAAACUGAGGAGCCGGGUCGUGGUGGUGAAAUACGACAGAAGGCCUCUCAGCAACAAGACUCUGUUCGCCUUCACAGAACCGUUUGGCUGCCUGAGGGAGCAUCUGGUCCUCAAGAACAAGGCCUUUAUGGAGAUGAACUCACACGAAGAAGCCCUGGACAUGGUGAACUACUACGAGCAGCAUCCGGCGGCGCUGUAUGGAAAACCCAUCACCUUCUACCUGUCGCAGAGGCUGCUGGUCAUCGAGAAGGAGGAUCGAGCAUCGGACAAGCUGAUCGACAGACCGGUCAGAGACAUCAAAGGUCACGGCAGCAAAGUGGUUUUCUUCUCCAAUCUGCCCAGACAGGACGAGAAGAAGAGGGAGCUGCUGACCAUCGCUGGGCGCUUCGGCAUUGUAGAGAAACACCUGUUUUUAACCGACCAGGCAUUUGUCCAGCUGGGAACCGUGGAGGACGCCGAGAUGCUGGUGAAGUAUUACAGCGUGAAUCCUCUCACCAUCAAAGGAAGGCCAAUCCGCCUCAACAUCUGUGCCAAAUACAAAACCCUGAAUGUGAACCGCAGACUGGGAGGAGACGCUCAGAGCCGGAGGAGACCAAGCACCUCCUCCUCCACCUCCAGGACCUCCUCAUCCAAGUCCAGCUCCAGGACCAGAGAUGAGAAGAAGAAGAAGGAGGAAGAGGACGACGGCAAGGUGAAGCCUGAGGAGAAACCGGCAGCGGUGAAGGAGGCGGUGGAGGAGGACGAGGAAGAGGAGGAGGAAGAGGAGGAGGUGUCCGGAGUCCUGCAGGGAGGAGAGGAAGGAGGGGAGGAGGAGGAGGUGGUAACCGAUGGAGAUGCUGACGGGGAGGAGCCAGAGGGGGCGGAGUCUGUGAAGGAGACUGUGGAGGAGUCAUCGGACAUUAAAGAGGACGACAAAGAGGUUCCCGACGCCAGCGACAUCACUGCUGACACACCUGGAGAUGUGUGUGAGGCUGAAGCCCAGCAGGGGGCGGAGCCUGAGAUCCAGACCGAGCAGACGGAAACCGAAACCUCAACCGACGAACACAAAGACGAAGCUGCCGUGGACGCCGCAGAGAGCUCGGAGGCGGUGGAGGGAGAUCUGCCCGAACACAUGUUUGAACAGGACUUCCUGGAGAACAUGGAAGACUUUGUGACGCUGGACGAGCUGGGAGAUGACGAGGACGAAGCCGGAGGGUCGGACGCCAUCGACAACACCAGGCGAGGGGGCAUGAGGGUGGUCAACAUUGUCGGCUUCAGGAGGGGUCACAACUUCCUCAACGAGCUGCUCGGACUUGCCAAACCUUUCGGGAAAGUGGUCAAACAUCUGGUGCUGGACCUGCGACCGGAGGCGUUCCUGCAGUUCGAUACGGAGGAAGAAGCUCGAGCGAUGAACAGGUUCUACAACAGCAACGUGGUGGCGUCUGUGUGCGGUCGCCCGGUGAGGGUCAGCCACUCCAUGAGCUACCCCACCAUCCAGUGCGGCUCCAGCAGGGUCGUGUAUGUCGGUCAGCUCCCCAGCAGCAAGUACGCAGACGAGGACAUCCUGAAGCUGGCCGAGCCGUACGGGGUCGUCCGCAAGUACUUCCUGAACCGGAUCCGGAGAGAGUGCUUCAUCGAGAUGGAACGAGCCGAAGAUGCCGAGAAGAUGGCAGAGAGCUACAAAGUGAAGCCGCCGAGGUUGGAGGGCAAACGCCUGACCGUCUACGUCAGCAGGAAGUACAGGCAGCUCAAACAUGGCCAUCGACGUCCGACCACGACGAAGAGGAUCAUCAGCCUCUCGCCGCCGCCAAAAUCCUCCCAACAAGCUGAAGAGCCUCCAGCCAAGAAACCUAGAGAGGAAGUUGAACAGGAGGACGAGGAGAAAAUAGAGGAAGAGGAGAAGAAGAAGGAGAAGGAGGAGGAGGAGGAGGAGAAGAAGAAGAAGGAGGAGAAAAAGGAGGAAUAUGAGCAGAGCUGUGAAGAAAAGAUGGAAGAAAACUCUGCUGAGAAGAUUCCAGAUGUUUGUGACGAGAAGCAGAAGAGCAGCGAAGACCUGCAGGAGGUCAAACAGGAAGAGCAACUGGAGGAGGCGGGCGUGUCGACCAAUCAGAAGGAACCAAAUGCCACCGACAACAAACCGAAGGCGGCGUCUCUGCCACUGCCCCCCUACGACCCCAACAGCGCCGUCGGUGUUGAACACGUGAAGAUGGGGUAUUACUGUCGCGUCUGUUACCUGUUUUACUCCAACGAGGACACGGCAAAGAAAACCCACUGCAGCAGCCAGAUCCACUACGACAAGCUGCAGAAAUACCUGGAGAGGGAACAAACCAAAUCAGAGAAGAAGAAGGGGAAGAAGACNCAAGACACUAAAUUAGAGAUUAAAUGA